This is a messenger RNA of Caenorhabditis briggsae, 216 nucleotides long. It is a transcript of the gene Cbr-nlp-35, whose product is annotated as Protein CBR-NLP-35. The record is from RefSeq and is a predicted model, not a curated record. Lineage: Eukaryota; Metazoa; Nematoda; Chromadorea; Rhabditida; Rhabditidae. The coding region runs from base 1 to 216 and encodes 71 amino acids. The transcript has 2 exons.
AUGCCACGUGUCAGCUCUCUGAUUGUGUUUUUUACCUUCAUGGUGACCCUUUUCGCUGUCAGUCAUGCAGCCGGAGUCUCCGGUUAUGAUAACAUUUAUCAAGUUUUGGCUCCGAGAUUCCGACGUGCUCGUUUGAUGAGUUUCGACGGUGAAGCUCCUCAAUACCUUCAACACUUGCUUCAGAAUCUGAAACCGCGCUUCCGAAGAUCUGUUUGA